Messenger RNA from Aedes aegypti (yellow fever mosquito), 1360 nucleotides. RefSeq lists its product as uncharacterized. The coding region runs from base 143 to 1165 and encodes 340 amino acids. The record is from RefSeq and is a predicted model, not a curated record. The transcript is spliced from 4 exons. Lineage: Eukaryota; Metazoa; Arthropoda; Insecta; Diptera; Culicidae.
CAAACGUCAAAGUUGCAGCAAACAAAGCGCGUUUGUUUUGCUCCGGUGCAACGCGAAUCCGUUCCAAAAUUCCCAUUCCAAGUCGAUUAUUCAACUUGAUAAUAUUAUUAUAAGUGAUACAUUGCCAGUUCGCUGCCUCUUUAUGGAAGACCAGAGCGGUUGCUUCGAGCAGGUGCUGCAAGAUUUCCACAAAAACGAAAACCACAUCCGGCUGAUCAGCCAAGAGCCGGAACGCCUCGACGAUGAGGGGUUCGUGCAAAUUUGUCUUUCGUGCGAAAGCGUUGGGAUUGGCGAGCUUCCGAGUGCGUUGCAACCGUUGAUGGAACGCCUGUUGGCCACUAGUGAUGGCGCAAGUGACGGCCAGAUGCUUCCGGACGUGAUGGAAGAGAGGGGCUCGAUUUUGAAGGAGACUGUUGCGGAAAUCCUGGAUCGGAUCGACGAAUUCAAUACUCUGGACCAGUACAUAUGGCUGGUGAAGUUUUCCUGUGGAUUGUGCUUAUUGAAAAAUCUUCCCAUUGGGAUGAGCUUCGAGAUUAACAAAGUGAUUCGUUCCGUCGCCGGUUUGGAUACGGAACAGUACGAGUUUUGUCCAGUUACGAUUCACACCAUCAGCAAGAGCUUAUUCGAGGAUAUCCCCCUGAAAGGCAUGAAUCUGGUUCACGUGAUCAAGAAACUGACCGUUCUAAACCAGAAGCUCUUCUACUACGUUUCGAUCACGUUGGUAUUCGCCGGGAUCCGUCACUAUAGCGCACCAGCCGAAUCAAUUGCCAUGUACCGGCUGUUCGGGUUCGACGAUGUCCUCUCGCAGCUCGGCGCACUCAAACUGGACUGCAUCAAACAGAAACGGGACAUGCGGGCGUUUUUCCUGAUUCUGAAGUUGCUGUCGUCGUACCAAAAUGCUGCCAUCUUGCGGCACAGUCUCUGCAGCUGGGAGGACCUUCAGGAGCAGCAUAAAGGUUUUGCCGAGUUUUUCCGGAUCACCGUCGAGCAGAAGAAGGCGUUCAUCCAGUGGUUGGUUAAGGCGCGGAACAUCGUUUCCAACGUGAACUCGCAGUCCGGAAUGCAGGACAUAGGACUGAAGGAAGAUUUGAUGCUGGUGACGGAAUUGAUCGAUCUUGACAUGAUAGCCCUCAUGGAGGACGAUAUCGAAGAAGAAUCUCACUAAAUGUAGGUGCAUUUAAUAGUUGGUAUAGUUAGUAUUAUUUUAUCGCCACAUGACGUGCAUUUUCCAAAAGCAGAAAAUUGUGAUAACCAAAUUGAGUUGGCGUCGGUGCUGCUCAAUUCCGAUAGAAUAGUUAUUAUUUUGAUUAGAAAGACAAAGUAAGCUCGACUCAAAUAUAGCAAAAUGAUGUUUCGCUAA